Mesocricetus auratus (golden hamster) is the source of this 3467-nucleotide messenger RNA. It is a transcript of the gene Slc13a4, whose product is annotated as solute carrier family 13 member 4. The transcript is spliced from 16 exons. Gene Ontology annotation, biological process: monoatomic anion transmembrane transport. The coding region runs from base 686 to 2572 and encodes 628 amino acids. The record is from RefSeq and is a predicted model, not a curated record. Gene Ontology annotation, cellular component: membrane. NCBI's taxonomy places the organism in Eukaryota, Metazoa, Chordata, Mammalia, Rodentia, Cricetidae. Gene Ontology annotation, molecular function: transmembrane transporter activity.
AGGAAUGUCCUGGAGAUUCUUCAUGCCUGCUUUGGAAGUCCAGACUCCAGGAAAACUCAACUAAGUAGGAGCCCAAUUUGAAGGAAAGAAAUCUAAACAGAGUUGAGAGGUCAGGUCCUAGGAGACAGCCUCCACCCCCACCCCACUCCAGUCUGAGGUCUGCAGGUGCCUCAGACUAACAACGGUGCUUGCUUUAGGGGAAGGGGCUACCAGAAUCUUACCAACAGUCAGUCAGGUCGGAGGUGAAACAGCAGCUGCCCCCAAACAGGUCAUCGGAAAGAAGAAAAGCAACUGUUUUUAUUUUUGAAAGCCUUCUAAUGGUUCUUCGAGGCUGAUCAGCAGCCGCAAGCCCACAGCUUGGGAGGGCUUUUACUGAUACCUAGAAUGAAGCCACCCUCUUGUUAACCAUGGAGCGAGAACCCACGGUGCCCGGCAUCUAACCCUUCUCCAGCUCCUUUUCCAUGGCCAUAACACUAUGCUGCUCCAUCCCACCUAAGGCAGAAGGCGAGGAGCCCAGCUUUCCGUGGAAACUGGGGACAGCCACUGUGCUUUGCUGCUCCAAAGACCAAAGAGGCCUGACUUCUGGAAGACAGGGAAGGCGUGAGAAGUCUUCCUGGACUGAGAGCGGAGCAUAGUGUGGAGCAGAAGAGAACGCCAUCGAGAACUCAACCCAGACAGGUCCACCAUGGGCUUGCUGCAGGGCCUUCUCCAAGCGAGAAAGCUGCUAUUGGUCAUCUGUGUGCCACUGCUACUGCUGCCUCUGCCCACCAUCUACCCCACCAGUGAGGCUGCGUGUGCUUACGUGUUGCUCGUGACGGCUGUGUACUGGGUGUCCGAGGCGGUGCCUCUUGGAGCGGCGGCCCUUGUUCCUGCCUUCCUCUACCCAUUCUUCGGAGUUCUCCGCUCCAGUGAGGUGGCGGCCGAGUACUUCAAGAACACAACACUGCUGCUCGUGGGCGUCAUCUGCGUGGCGGCGGCUGUGGAGAAGUGGAAUUUGCACAAGCGCAUCGCCCUGCGUAUGGUCUUGAUGGCCGGAGCCAAGCCGGGCAUGCUCCUGCUCUGCUUCAUGUGCUGCACCACCAUGCUGUCCAUGUGGCUCUCCAACACCUCCACCACCGCCAUGGUGAUGCCCAUCGUGGAGGCCGUGCUGCAGGAGCUGAUCGACGCCGAGGAGGAGCAGCUGGUGCCAGGCAACUCCGGCACCGAGGAGGCUGAGCUCAUGGGUCUUGACGUAAACAAAAGGCAAACGUCUAUGGAGCUCAUCUUUGUCAAUGAAGACACAUCGGCUGCAGACUUCACGUCCCUGAUGCAGAACAAGAACCUGAAUGGUGUGCCCAUGGUCACCAAACCUGUCAAAACAGCAAACCAACAGCAACGUAAGAGGCAGCAUUCGGGACAGGAAAAGCCAGGAGUCCUGACCCCCAGCUCUAAGAACCCAGAACCGAACAGGAAGAAGUACAGAUCCCACCACGACCAAAUGAUCUGCAAGUGCCUCUCCCUGAGCAUAUCCUACGCCGCUACCAUUGGCGGCCUGACCACCAUUAUUGGCACGUCGACCAGCCUUAUUUUCCUAGAGCAUUUCAACAACCAGUAUCCGGCGGCAGAGGUGGUGAACUUCGGAACCUGGUUCCUCUUCAGCUUCCCCAUCUCGCUCAUCAUGCUGGUGGUCAGCUGGUUCUGGAUGCACUGGCUCUUCCUGGGCUGCAACUUCAAAGAGACCUGUUCUCUGAGCAAGAAGAAGAAGACCAAAAGGGAGGAGCUGUCAGAGAAGAGGAUCCGGGAGGAAUACGAGAAGCUGGGAGACAUUAGCUACCCUGAAAUGGUGACUGCAUUUUUCUUCAUCCUGAUGACAGUGCUGUGGUUUACCCGCGAGCCUGGCUUCGUCCCUGGCUGGGAUUCUUUCUUUGAAAAGAAAGGCUACCGCACUGAUGCCACCGUCUCUGUAUUCCUUGGCUUCCUGCUUUUCCUCAUUCCAGCAAAGAAGCCCUGCUUUGGGAAGAAGAGUGAUGGGGCAAGCCAGGAGCCCACCCAGGGGAUAGAGCCCAUCAUCACAUGGAAGGACUUCCAGAAAACUAUGCCCUGGGAGAUCGUCAUCCUGGUUGGAGGAGGCUAUGCCCUGGCUUCUGGCAGCAAGAGCUCUGGCCUCUCCACGUGGAUUGGACACCAGAUGCUGUCCCUGAGCAGCCUCCCACCAUGGGCUAUCACUCUGCUGGCGUGCGUCCUGGUGUCCAUUGUCACGGAGUUUGUCAGCAACCCAGCCACCAUCACCAUCUUCCUGCCCAUCCUGUGUACCCUGUCUGAGACAUUGCACAUCAAUCCACUAUACACACUGGUCCCCGUCACCAUGUCAAUCUCCUUCGCUGUGAUGUUGCCGGUGGGCAACCCCCCCAACGCCAUCGUCUUCAGCUAUGGACACUGCCAGAUCAAAGAUAUGGUGAAAGCUGGCCUAGGAGUCAAUGUCAUUGGCCUGGUGAUAGUGAUGGUGGCCAUCAAUACCUGGGGAGUUAGCCUCUUCCACUUGGACACGUUCCCAGCCUGGGCUAAGGUCAGCAACAUCACCGAUCAGACCUAACGCAAGUGGACAGGCGUUAGCAGAGUCACAGGCAAACAGAAACACCAGGAGCACACAGCCCAGGCCCACACGGGGGACAUCCCUGCCACCAGACGUGCUGGGCGUGUUUCCUUCCCAGCCUGCCUGCUUCCCUUAGCACUACUCUCAAGAAAGCCGACAUCUGCUCUCUCCCUGUGUCCAGCCUUAACACUUCCUGAAGACCAGAACCGCUGCAAGCCUUAGAUCCCUGAGGGGAGCCUCACUAACCGACUGGCCUCACCUGGCUUCAUGCUGCCUGUCAUGCUUUCCUAGGAAGCGGAGAGAGCAGAAACUCUGCCUACACAGACCAGGAGACCUGUGGCCUCUCUUCUGGGGGGCAAGGCUUAGUGUUCUCAAGCAUGUCUGUGACUAGAAAAUGGCAACUCCUGGGAGAGCCUCUUUGUGGCAAUCUGUACUUUGGUCAGUUUUAUUUGCCUUAAGUCUCUUUCUAGUGGUUCCCCUUUACCUGGGCACCAAAUUGCUGCAAAGAAAUAAUAUCCCCUUUAGAAAGAGGCUGGCCUUAUUCCAUCAAAGGAAAUAGGUGGUUAAAAAAAAAAAAGCAUUGUGGGAUCCGCAUCUCUAUGCACUAUCAUUAACUGAAACGCCGUUGCCUUGUGAGUAUGGUGAGGGAGAAGAAAGUUCACAUUAGGGAGACCAGAACUCCAGUUAAGACCACAGUAUUAUUGAUAUACACUUGCUUCUCCAUGUAAUGACCAGCUUGUUUCUGAGAACACCAAGUCCUAAGUAGUCCCAAAGUCCCUGCCAGUCCCAUGCAUCCCUGAGCCCUACAAGGGGAAGAUGUGUCUUGGGUUCUUUACAAUGUAUUAAACUCUAACUGCUUAAUAAAUGUUUCUGAUGGGAAAAAAAUCACUUCAAA